Molecule: messenger RNA, 836 nt
Organism: Abrus precatorius (Indian licorice)
Lineage: Eukaryota; Viridiplantae; Streptophyta; Magnoliopsida; Fabales; Fabaceae
Product: vacuolar protein sorting-associated protein 2 homolog 2
Exons: 11
Coding region: 76-753 (225 amino acids)
Biological process (GO): late endosome to vacuole transport; endosome transport via multivesicular body sorting pathway; protein transport
Cellular component (GO): ESCRT III complex; multivesicular body
Source: RefSeq, a predicted model, not a curated record
CUUCACACACACCACUGUGCCACUCUCUGCUUCUUCUUCCUCAAUUAGGGUUUUCUCUUUUUCGUGAUCGACGACAUGAACAUCUUCAAGAAGAAAACCUCUCCCAAAGAAGCUCUGCGGACAAGUAAGAGAGAAAUGUCUGUUGCAACAAGAGGAAUUGAAAGGGAGAUAGCAUCACUUCAGAUGGAGGAAAAAAAAUUGGUGGCAGAGAUUAAAAGAACUGCUAAAACUGGGAAUGAGGCUGCCACUAGAAUCUUGGCUCGUCAACUUGUUAGGUUACGUCAACAGAUAACCAAUUUGCAGGGAAGUCGUGCUCAGAUCAGGGGUGUAGCAACUCACACACAGGCAUUAUAUGCAAGCACUUCAAUCUCUACGGGAAUGAAGGGUGCAACUAAAGCAAUGGUGGCAAUGAAUAAGCAAAUGGCACCAGCAAAACAGGCUAAAGUGAUUAAAGAAUUCCAGAAGCAAUCAGCACAAUUGGACAUGACGAUUGAGAUGAUGUCAGAAUCUAUUGAUGAAACUUUAGACAAAGAUGAAGCCGAGGAAGAAACAGAAGAGCUGACUAACCAGGUUCUUGAUGAAAUUGGAGUGGAUAUUGCAUCCCAGUUAUCUUCUGCUCCGAAAGGUCGAAUUGCUUCAAGGAAUACUGAAAAUGUUGCUCCAAGGUUUAGAAUUUAUUGUGUAUGCAGAUCACAAGAAUCCCAAGAUGUUGAAGAUCUUGAAAAGAGAUUGGCUUCGCUCAGGAGAAUAUAAUAAAUAUAUGUUGCAGCUGCUCAUCUAUAUGCUUCUUAAUGUACAAAUCGAUAUAGACCAUAGUAAUGGGUAGAUUGAAUUAU